Messenger RNA from Adelges cooleyi (spruce gall adelgid), 1679 nucleotides. Its product is annotated as phospholipase A1-like. The transcript has 7 exons. Gene Ontology annotation, molecular function: lipase activity. The record is from RefSeq and is a predicted model, not a curated record. Gene Ontology annotation, biological process: lipid metabolic process. NCBI's taxonomy places the organism in Eukaryota, Metazoa, Arthropoda, Insecta, Hemiptera, Adelgidae. The coding region runs from base 400 to 1530 and encodes 376 amino acids.
UAUAUUUUUAAAGUAAAUUCUAACUGUAUGUCAAUAAUGGUGGUAAGCACGAGUAUCGCAUAAUAAAAAGGUUUUAAAAACAGUGACAGGUCAAUCAGAUGCUUAGACUUGUUGUGGCCAACCGGCAUUCCACUACUGCUUUCAAUACACGAGGAAGGGGAGAAAGCUUCAUGAGAGGACAGUUUUGCACGACCACAUGUCUUCUGACAUUGUACCAAAAUAUUCAUUGUUAUUUAGUGUUUAGAACUGAAACUAUGUGGUGUACACGAUAGAUUAAUAUAUUAUAUAAAAUACCGUAUCAAAGGUUUGUUUUUAUUUCAACUGGUUGUGCAACAACAUUUUUUCAUAGUUAUUUUCUAUUGAUCAAUAAUUGUGUUAUAGUAAAUAGGUAUAAACGAUAUGAUUCAAACGGGACUCUGUAUUUUGGCACUGGCUUCGUCGGUUUACGGCACCUUCAGGGGAAAGGGAUUGCUACAAGACGCCUUGCAUUUCGGCACUCAACCGAGUAACCUAACUAGAGAGGAUUGCAUUUACAGACGAGAUGCAAACGAUUCGUGCCCCGGGCAAGACAUUUUAUUCCUUUACUAUACGAUCAGACAAACACCUAACGGGCCAGAAACUGUAAAACAAAUAAUUGAGUUCAGGUCACCCGCAUGGCUCCAUUCCAGCGGAUGGGACCAUUCGCUACCAACCGUUCUUAUCGUGCACGGGUAUGGCGGAGUGUCUCAGGACUAUUUACCUGCAGCAGUUCUGAGAGACGCUUAUUUGUCCAACGGCAAGUACAAUGUGUUUAUGGUGGACUGGGGCAGACUGGCGGCAAUCCCUUGCUACGCAGCUGCCGUUUAUAAUCUCAAGUCCGUGUCCAGAUGUAUAGCUUUGAUGUUGUCACAAUUGCGAAACGCCGGGCUAAACGUCGACCAGUUAACGUGUGUGGGCCAUAGUUUGGGUGCUCAUAUGUGUGGCAUGAUGGCAAACUAUUUACCGUUCAGGAUGCACCGGAUCAUUGGUAUUGAUCCCGCACGACCUCUGAUCAGGAACAGAGCUGCAGGACGACUGGAUUCAGGAGACGCUGAAGUUGUGCAGGUUAUACAUGCCACGGCUAAUUAUGGAGAUCUAAGACGUAUGGGACACGUUGACUUUUGCUUGAACGGCGGGCACGUCCAGCCUUUCUGUUUGAAUGCUUCUAAUAGUGAGCUAUGCAGCCAUUCUCGAAGCGUGUGCUACGUUGCAGAAAGUUUAAACCCAGACUUAGCCCGCAAGGCAUUUCCGUGUGCCAGAAGAUGCAUGGGAGAGGGUUCAACACGACCGGUCGUCAAUUCUCUGGGACAGGCACCUUAUGUCCAGCUCGGGCAGCACACUCCAGACGAGAUAAGAGGGAUUUACUGCGUGGUAAACACAGAUGCGCCUUAUUGUUCAAAAAAUAACGUACACGGUAGUCCAUAUUGCUGCGCACCAACGUCGUCGGACACUCAAGUACAAAUACAAACAGGAGUUGAUCUUGUAGGAAAUUUAGGACCAGACGAAUAUUGAUAUAUAAUAAUAUGUUGUACAAAAAGUUAGUUUUUAAUAAAAAAUAUAAAAGAAAAAUGUAUUUAUAACGUCUUAAAUUUAUUGUCUUUACAUAUAAUGUACAAAAUGUCUUAAUUUAAAUAAUAUUUAUAUACAUGUAUGGUAAUAAA